Pocillopora meandrina is the source of this 2587-nucleotide messenger RNA. Lineage: Eukaryota; Metazoa; Cnidaria; Anthozoa; Scleractinia; Pocilloporidae. The record is from the annotation of a GenBank genome assembly.
AUGAUGAACCGAAGUAAUAACAACAGUAGGCGAAUUUACGUCGGAAAUUUACCAUCUAAUGUAGAUGAGAGAGAUCUGGAGGAUAUCUUUUACAAAUACGGCGACAUUUCUGAUGUUGACUUGAAGAUUCCUCGAUACGGAACUGGUGGCACGCCGUUUGCCUUCGUCGAAUUUAGUGAUCCAAGGUAUGGAGAUCUGACAUGAUGUCUUCAGUGACCUAAUACAACUUUUUUUAUCGACAAUUCUUGUCAGCACUCAAACUCUCACUUUGCAUCAGUCCAUUUUCGAUGCCAGGAUGGGUUUCACUUCCUUCCCGGAACCUUUCUUUUGUUCUGCAAUAAGCUCUCAUCUCUAAACUUUGUUUCUCUUUUUUUUCCUUUUUCCUUGUUCUUCAACCUUCGCCAUUCAGAAAAGAUUAUAAGUCUGGUAUUUUCAACGUGACUGUUUACACAGCUAUGCUGUUUAUAGUGGGUCAGUAAAUGUGUUUAGUGUAAAUGGCUUGGCAAAAAUGAAGUUGGAGAUUUUUUCGAAUACACUCUUUCCUUGAAUUAUUUUGCGGGUUUUUUCUUUUAAGAUUUUCCGUUUUAAUUUUUAUUGUAGUUAAAACCAUAGAAAAUUUCAGGAGGUAGAAAAUCGUUGCUUAAUUUUUAUUUCUCUAAUGUCACUUUGUACAGAGAUGCAGAAGAUGCAGUGAGAGGGAGAGACGGAUAUGAAGUUGAUGGACAGAGGAUUCGUGUAGAAUUUCCUCGUGGUGGCCGUGGUGGAGGUCGCUCUGGAGGUGGAGGGUUUGGAGGUGGAGGAGGAGGAGGCUAUGGUGGUGGUGGUGGAGGAGGUGGAGGUGGUCGUGGUCCUCCUCCUAGGCGCUCUGAUUACCGUGUUAUGGUCUCUGGUUUGCCACCAACUGGUAGCUGGCAAGAUCUCAAGGAUCAUAUGCGGGAUGCUGGUGAUGUUCAGUUCACAGAUGUUUUUAAAGAUGGAACUGGCAUUGUGGAGUUUUCUCGGUAUGAUGACAUGAAAUAUGCCUUGAAACAUCUGGAUGAUUCUAAGUUCCGCUCACACGAGGUACACAAUUUUAAUUGUUACAACUGCCAGUCUUGUACAGUACUUGGUUUGUCUUUUUCAGAGAAAAGUAUGUAUAAUUGUUUUCAUCAUUUUUCUCUCUUUCUCUAGGGUGAAGUUGCAUUCAUCAGAGUCAAACCUGACAAUCCAGGACGUGGUUCACGAAGUCGUAGCAGAUCACUUUCAAGGAGCCGAUCCCCAAGAAAAAGAUCCCACUCUCGUUCCCACAGUCCACGUCGGUCUUAUUCACCAAAGAAAUCAAAGUCACCCUCAAGAUCACCAAAGAAGAGGAAAUCAGUCUCUCCAAGGCGUUCCAGAUCCCGUUCUCGUUCCCGUUCAUAGACAUAAACUGUUUGCUGUGAUGUAUUAUUUGUGUUGUAUUACCACCAAGAAAAGGCUUUCACUUUAAACCCUUAGUUGUAGAAAAAGGACUCUUUUAAUAAUUCUAUAUUGUUGUGGCUAGUUAGAUCUUUUACUUUUCCAUGGUAUUAUUUUCAGGACAGCACAAGCACUUUCUGAUAUUGGAAAGGAAAGCUAGGAAUGAAACAUGUUUCAACAGUUAUGUUGCUAAAGAAAUCAAACUGGAUAAGGAAACAGUGGAAAUAAAAUGACUCUUGGAACAUUAGGACAUGUUCUUUGGACAUGGUAUGCAUGGUUUUAAGCUACAGUGAUAUUUCUUCAAGACCAAAAUACCCCUUUUUAAACAGCAGACAUUGUUUUGCACUUGUAUUAGAAAUACAACUUAGUUUUAAGCAACACCACAAGUUUGUUUUCUUUUCACUUAUAGUUCACUUUGUAUAGAUUAGUUACUCUUUAUGGCAACUUAUGAUUAAAAGAUGAAUAAGUUAAUAGAUUUGUUCAAUUUUCCUAAAAUUCAUAGUCAAUUGAUUACAAGCCAGUAGCAAUUUUCCUCCAGCACACUAUUAAAUGUUUGGGAAAUUGAAGGGAAAAAGACUAUUUUCAAGCGAUUUCAAGCGAUUUUCAUUGACAAGUUGACUUCUUUACAAUCUUGUGACAGAUAAAAAGCUGUCGUCCGGAGGAGUCCGGAACCUCUCAUGUCAGUCAGUGAUCACGGAUCAUUAGGAUAGGAACUGGAGGUCAGCUCCAGUACAGUUUUGGGACAGAACACCGGAAACAAUCAGGAAAUCAAACAAUCAGGAGUCAGUUUUUUGGAACUCUUUCAAUCAUCUGGAUAAGGAUUUGGAUCUUAACUCAUUUGGUAGUUGCCAACAAUUUUGGAGGAAAAUCACAGUUUGGAAUGGAGGAAUAGCAAUCACUAUCUUUCAUACAAAAUGGUCUUAUACAGUAUUCUUCUUUGGAGGGUAACCUAAAUCUGGUAUGAAUUUUAAACAUUCAGUUUUGUUUGAAAGACCUCAAAUUUAGCGGAGUGAAAGCUGAUCCCCAAAAUUUCCUGAUUCAAAUUUGGACAAAAUCACUAAUUUUUGAAGUUUUCAAUGAAGUUUUUCUGUUUUUCCCCAACCUUUCUGUCAUAGUUAUCUUGCUUGUUUUGUUUUUUACUACUGACUUU